AUGGUUUCAGCAGAGCUGAUCGAAGCGGCGAAUGUGAAUCGGAUUCUAAAAGAUGUGACAUUCGUUCGAAUUUACCUGGAUAGUGUUUAUAUGAAUGAUUUGAAUAACGAAUGCAUCGAUGUUCUCAUCAAAAGUCGUUCGCUGUUCGGUUUCGUGCUCGAAUACGAAUUUCCGUCGUUGGAUUAUGUGUCCACCUCACUCAAAGCUCGUGUUCGCAUCAAUGCAAAAAGCUUCAAUUCGAACGCGAUUCACUUUCGACAUCGACGUGUUGUUCGUGUUAAAAUGCAUCCGAAUAUUGUGAAUUGCUGGACGAAUCGUUCCCUUCAAAUGACCAUCUACGCUCGUCUCAACACCCUCGGCAAAUAUUCCAUCAAGUUAUUGGGUCGUUGCACUCUGCAUCUCGAUCAAUUGGUUCGGCCACCGUUCGUUAUUUGUCGACAUUUAACAUUCGAAGGACCAGGUUUUUGUGGUACUGCGCUGAUAAGAAUAGACUUGGGAUCGCAUAUAAAAUCACUGAUGGAGUAUUUGGAGAUGAUGCGUGAUGGUGAUCGGAUGAUUGAAGAAGAAGAGCGAUUGCGAAGAACAUCAGCGAACAGAUCUCGAUCGCGAACUCGAUCCAAAUCCGAGUCGAGAUGGCAUGGCAGUGGGUCAGAACGGUCAAGAAGUGAGUCUGAAUCCUAUUCAAGGCCAUGCUCACGCAACGGUUAUGUAUCGUCCAGACCCAGCAGCCUUACAAGACAACAACGCGUUCCUUUCAAAUCUUUAACACAUCAACAAGACAAACCAAGGCACUCUUCCUCAUCACCUUUCAAUGACAUCAGCUCUUCUAAUCAACCUUCAUCCAUAAAUAAUCGCCCGUUGAUAUCCCCUCCACCAAUCCAAAUGUCGUCUCCACAUCUAUCACCAAAAUUAACCGAUAAUCCGAACACAUAUCGUAUUAUUUUGACUGUGCACUCUGCCCGUCGUCUUCCAAUUUUCUAUGCACCGAGGGGUGAAGCUGUAGCGCCAUCGACAUACGUCACAGUGAAUGGUGCAGACGGCCGUAUGUUGAGUUCAUCAGUUCGAGCAUCAACAUUACGUCCUGAAUGGAAUUGGACCGAGUCAUUCGAUGUGCCUAAAGAUCGACGCAAUUUGAUUGUGAAAUUGUGGCGUAAAAGUGUGACGGGAAGUGAUCGAGUGAUUGGUUUUGUAUCGAUACCAUUACCACCGUCUAAGUCAAUAACAGAGAAUGAAUAUGAAAUGUCAGAUUUGGGUGUUGCUGAACAAACACCGCUGAUUACGAUGUCAAUUAUGAAAUGUGAUGACAAUGAGAUGUCAAACGAAAAGAUGUUCGAAACAUCGUCCCAGAUGGCUUUACCGAUCCCGAGCGGUCGUCGUCCUUUACUGUGUCGAAGUCCAUCGCCAACCAUCGAUAGGAUGUCGAGGGAGGAAAUAUCCGAAAGACUGCGGAAAAAUCUGAGUGAACUCGAAAUGAUGAUGGCUGAAUUGCGAUAUUCACAAUAA
Anisakis simplex (herring worm) is the source of this 1503-nucleotide messenger RNA. NCBI's taxonomy places the organism in Eukaryota, Metazoa, Nematoda, Chromadorea, Rhabditida, Anisakidae. The record is from the annotation of a GenBank genome assembly.